Molecule: messenger RNA, 631 nt
Organism: Solanum dulcamara
Lineage: Eukaryota; Viridiplantae; Streptophyta; Magnoliopsida; Solanales; Solanaceae
Exons: 1
Coding region: 193-519 (108 amino acids)
Source: RefSeq, a predicted model, not a curated record
AAGACUAAUAAGCUGGGAGUUGAGUGACCCAAAAACGAACCUCGAAUAACUUGAUUCUCAAGCCUACCAAAAUACCCGCGAAUUCUCUAGAAAUAUUCUUCAACUCUCUAUAGCUUUUUCUCUCUCUCUUCAAAAACUCCACUUUACAUCCAUUCAUAACCCAAAUCAACAAAUCAAAGUAUCAAAAAAACAAUGUUCUUCUUCUUCGUAGGAGGGCUAGAGCAGCAGGCGAGACAGGUAUUGAAGAGCGGGGCAGGGAGGUGCAUUGCGUGCGGAUCACGCGCCGACCUCGUCGACUAUGAAAAGGUUCUGAAACUCUUCUUUGUUCCGGUGUGGAGAUGGCCAGGGAAAGAGCCGGUGAUGUACUGCAACGACUGCAAAUUCUUUUUCCCUCAAUCUCUAACUCCUCCUCCGCCGUCGUCCACCGCCGAUGUCCCGGACCGACUUAGGUGUCAGUUCUGUCGCCGGGAAGUAGACGGCGAUUUCCGAUUCUGCCCCUUCUGUGGUAAUGCACUGUAAAUGAAUUAAUUCUAUAUGUGAUGUAAUGGACGCUUCUGGGUUUUUGUAAUUAUGUUUCUCUUCUUGUAAUAAGUGUGAGUUUGAAGAAUAAACUUGGAGUUUUCUUUUUGUU